AUGGUGUUGAUGGUCGAGUGCCGGCUCAGCCCAGCUAAGUUAGCAAUAGCAUUCUUGGCUUUGUUGUACAUAAAGUUCUGUGCUCUGUUCUUAGUUGCAGGUGAUGACUGCAGUGACCACUGUAAUUUGGCCCAUGGCAGCUGUGAAGAGGAUGGCAAAUGCAGGUGUGAUUCAGGUUGGGAGGGAAAAUAUUGUGAACACUGUGUGAGAAUGCCAGGCUGUGGCCAUGGGACAUGCCACCAGCCCUGGCAAUGCAUUUGCCAAAGUGGCUGGGCUGGCAAGCUCUGUGACAAAGAUGUCCACAUCUGUGAGCAUCAGUCACCAUGCAAAAAUGGAGCCGAGUGUGUUUAUGAUCGUGAUGGAGAAUAUUCCUGUCUGUGCCUUGAAGGAUUCCAUGGAAAGGACUGUGAGCUGAAGACGGGGCCAUGUGAGAAAGCAGGAUUUCCUUGCAAAAAUGGUGCAUUGUGCCACGAUAAUAAUGGCUUUGCUUCCAAUUACACCUGCAAGUGCCUGGCCGGAUUCAUUGGUGCACAUUGCGAGAUUGACUUAGAUGACUGCCUCAUGCGUCCCUGUGCCAACGGCGCCACCUGCCUUGAUGGCAUUAAUCGCUUCUCCUGUCAGUGCCAGGUUGGCUUUGAAGGACGUUUCUGCACCAUUAACAUUGAUGAUUGUGCCAGCCAUCCAUGCAGAAAUGGGGCUAAGUGUUAUGAUCGUAUCAACGAUUUUGAUUGCUUGUGUCCUGAGGGCUUUGCUGGGAAAAUGUGUGAGCUCCGAACUCCAGAGGCAACAUGGGUCACUGUGUCUCAGCCUGAUCCCAAAGAGCUUGACAGUGCUAUGAGAAGCACAACCAGCAGUGACCCUUGGAUGACCCAGUCUGAGCCAGCCAAGGUUGUAGUUACUGGGAAGCGGAUCACUAACUACAGCGAGAAAUCAAAUGGGGGUGGGCUGUUAAUCUCUGUGAAAGAGGUGGUAACUCAGCAAGACUCAGGACUGAGUCAGUCACAGCUCAUUUUAGUGCUUGUAUUUGGGCUGAUCACUGUCAUGUUGGUCUUAGUGACCGGGUUGCUGCUGCUGAAGAAUUGGCAGAAGGGGCGCCGGAGAUGCCACAGCCCCUCCCGGACCGAAAGGAAGCUUCAAGACCAAGAAUGUCAAGUGGGAAUGUUAAGUACAAUCUUGAUAGAACCCAGGAAAACUACGGAGCUGUAAGGAGCCAGAGUCAGAGCCUGGUUGAUCUAGAAACACCCACCGGUGAUUCAAACAAUCCUUCAAGCCAUGCCUAGGGGCAGUUCUGGCUGCUUAUCUCCAAAGCAUUGAGGGCUCUGAUGGAACUGAAGGCUGUGAAUUGGCAUGAAGGAAGAUGUCCACAAGGCAGUAAAUCCUGCUCUGAAAAAAGAAUCCUUGAAUGUGGGCAGUACAUCCACUGGCACGUUGACUUCAACUCAUCAAGGCAGCCAAGGAAAUACUGGGUUAGGAUAACCCCCUUUUGAAAACAGCAAGCAGAUCAGAGGGUUGUUAUCUGACAUGCAUUCUACAUGCUAGAAUGACGCCAAGGGUGCCAGGACAGAUUGUAGGAGCUGAAACUUUCUUAGGCCUUUAUGCACCUGAUAACUCUUGGGUAGAGCUUUUGGAGGUUUCAUAUGGCCUACUUACUACCAGGAGUUUAGAAACUGCUGUGGAUAUGCCCUGCCUCUAAAAUUCUGGUGCAAACAAUACGGAAUUUUUCUGCCAGAGGCCUUUAUGUGUUUCCAACAUUAUCUUACCAAGGGCCUCAUAAUGCCAUGAGACAGUUUGCUGACCUUUAUUACUAGUUGUCUCUUCUCUUCUGUCCCAUUUCCUUUUUUUGUUUGUUUAGUUGCAAAUGAAAGACAGAUCCUGUACCAAACCAUCUCAGGAGGUUUGUUAAUACCUUAAUUUUAUAUCAUGCUCAUUCACCAAUCCAGCCACACAUUUCCACAGCCAUGGUGUCAAACAGGAGCAAAAACAGAAACCAGUAUCCAUUCUUUGCCUUGGAUAACUGGUUUGAGCCUUCCCUCUUGCCAGAAAGAAAAUAGAUAUCGGUGAAAUUGGAAAUGGAGAUCUGGCUUCUUUGGUGCUAGUUCCAAUUCCAAGGGGCAAGUUCUUGAGAGAGAGAACUUAGGAGUGACAUCAAAACAAGUACAUUAGCACUGGAGGAUUCCACAUAGUAUUUAUCUGGGAGAGGGGAAGAGACACUCGUAUAGAUUUGGAGAGCAGACUGCCUCCAGAUCCAUGUUGGAUUUUAUGAAAAAAAAGGUGGUAGAACUGUGCUGAAAUUUUGAAGCAAAAGUUUUAGGGCUGCAGAUACAAAAUCCACUGUUCAGAACUAUUGUCUUUGUGCCGAGUUUUGCCUCUGUUUUCAGCAACUGGUGUUCUUCUCCCAUCUGCUCCUUUUCUAAGGGAAUAUUGGAAGUUGUCUUACAGCAAGUCAGUUCACUGGUCUAUUUAGCUCAGGAGCUGCCACACUGACUAGCCAUACUUCUCCAGGAUUUUAGAUAGGAGGGUAUCCAAUCCUUGCCUGGCAGUGGCAGGAUUUAAGAAGUAUACGAUCUAUUACUUUACCUUCUCUACAUGAUCAUGAAGGUGAUGAUGCAGUUAAAUAGAUAUGGUUGCCUAAUGCUCCUUGUGUUAACUGAUAAAAUCUGCUCCAUUCAGUAGUACUUUCUCUAUUGAAACAGCAUUCCCUCAAGAGAGAUGCUGGGCGAGCAGAAUGUUCUUUUUGGCCUUGACUGCUCAACUCCCCUCAUCUCACACCAGAAAUAUGUUAACACUUCAGGCCCAUGGCUAAGUUCAUUUCCUGAUUUUUGGUUACAUGCCUGGAAAUAACUAAAUUAAGCAAAAA
Molecule: messenger RNA, 2857 nt
Organism: Candoia aspera
Lineage: Eukaryota; Metazoa; Chordata; Lepidosauria; Squamata; Candoiidae
Gene: DLK2
Product: delta like non-canonical Notch ligand 2
Exons: 5
Coding region: 1-1206 (401 amino acids)
Biological process (GO): axon guidance; Notch signaling pathway
Cellular component (GO): plasma membrane; cell surface; signaling receptor complex
Molecular function (GO): calcium ion binding
Source: RefSeq, a predicted model, not a curated record